Molecule: messenger RNA, 846 nt
Organism: Zymoseptoria tritici IPO323
Lineage: Eukaryota; Fungi; Ascomycota; Dothideomycetes; Mycosphaerellales; Mycosphaerellaceae
Exons: 1
Coding region: 562-777 (71 amino acids)
Source: RefSeq, a predicted model, not a curated record
GGAGAAGGUCAUGGACUUCCUGUCCCUUUCGCUCAGGUGGUCGCGCUUCACGGUCAGGAGCCCUAUAAUAUUCACGGUGAAUACUUUUAUCCCGUUCUUCGGACCCAUAACGCGCGGCAUCGCCAAACAGCGCGACGAGAGAUCGACGUGGUCUGCUGGUAAGUGACCUGUUCUUCUUAUACAUACAUACAGUCACCAUCACGAACACUCUCGAUGAGUUGCCUCUACCUUCUACGCCCACAUAUCCCUUUACUGGCGGAGUACCUCCUCGCUUACGUCGAGACAAUCUUGUCACAUCCAUUGGCAAGAGUCCCACGUCCACAAGCAUCCUUCUCUUAACAGACCGAGAGCUCACAAGAUCCGAGACCAGGUUGGCGACACAGUUCCAACAGCAAGCAUAAGAUACCGCACCACCGCCUCUUCCAGAAGAUUCACGCGGCAAACGCGAACGCGCAGAUUCACCGAGCGAAGCGGACGAGAUGACGGGACAAAAGAGACUCAUGGUCGGACUGGGUGUAUCUACCACACCUCUGACCUAUCGGAGGUCGGAGGGCCACAAGCAUGACUCUGAUUGUGAAAGCAGGGGAUAUUUUGGCAACUCCGUGUAGAACGAGGUCUUGGAUCGCUGCGUUGGCAUGGUUUUGGAUCAAUGGCUUCUGCGCUGGCCAAUCUAUCGACCUACACGACAGCCCAUGGUCCGGUUGCUCAUCCAAUGUCCAUCAAAGACAAGAGCAUUGGCGACUGCGUGUUCUCCUGUUGACAGGAGCAGUAAGAUAGCCCAUAGAGGGAACGGCGUCGGCAGGGAAAUUCACCAACGGAAUCCUCACCACGACUCUCAAGGGACGC